Thelazia callipaeda (thelaziosis nematode) is the source of this 618-nucleotide messenger RNA. NCBI's taxonomy places the organism in Eukaryota, Metazoa, Nematoda, Chromadorea, Rhabditida, Thelaziidae. The record is from the annotation of a GenBank genome assembly.
UUGUAUUUUAGGAGUGCAACUUGGACUGAUAAUCGUGAUAUUGAGAGGCGCAUUUUCCAUUUAGCAAAAGAAUUCAACGUUCCUUUGUUUGAGAAGGAUCCAGUAGUUGAAAAAAGAAUCGAAAGUUUAUACAGAAACUUUAAAGUUUUCCUACGACACAAAAGUGAAUAUGAUAAAGAACAAAAAGGAUCGUCAGCAAUACCAGCGAAUUUUAAUGCUCAGCAUAAAGCGUCUUACACCAAACUUGUUGAACAGCUCUCAAACAUUGAUCAGCUUUUGAGUGAGCGUAAUUCUCGAUAUCUUUUGGGACAGAGCAUGACAGAAUACGAUUGUGAGCUCAUGCCACGUCUUCACCAUAUUCGAAUCGUUGGACAGCGUCUGCUUGGUUUCGACAUUCCGCUUAAUUUAACUUAUUUGUGGAAUUACGUACUCAGUGCUUACCGUACUGCUGCAUUCAUAGAAAGUUGUCCAGCUGAUCAGGAUAUUCUUCAUCAUUACAAAGAACAGUUGAAUUUGGUAACAAAUCAGCGCGAAUCUUUGCAAGUCCCGACUAAAACGCAUACAAUUCCAGAAAGUGUUUUGGAAGAUAUUCGUCGGCUCAAGUUGGAUGAGAACUAA